This is a messenger RNA of Lacerta agilis (Sand lizard), 2027 nucleotides long. RefSeq names its product DM1 locus, WD repeat containing (gene DMWD). NCBI's taxonomy places the organism in Eukaryota, Metazoa, Chordata, Lepidosauria, Squamata, Lacertidae. Gene Ontology annotation, molecular function: protein binding. The transcript is spliced from 4 exons. The coding region runs from base 30 to 2027 and encodes 665 amino acids. The record is from RefSeq and is a predicted model, not a curated record.
GGAGGCGGCGGCCGCGGCCCGGCGGGAAGAUGGCGGCGGCGCUGGCUCCCCCGGCCCCAGCCGCGGCGGCGGCGCCGGUCCCCGACGGAGGCCCGUCCCCGCCGCAGCCGCCGCACGAGAUCAAGAGCCAGUUCCGCACCCGAGAGGGCUCCUACCGGCUGCUGGGGGCCCCGGAGCCCCGCGCCAGGCCCGCCCCGCCCGCCGCCCCCACCUCGGCCGCCGCCCCGCCGCCGCCUCCCCCGCCGCCCUCCGGGGUGCCCGUCGGAGCCCCCGCGCCGCCCGCCCCCUCGCUGCCCCCCGUGCGCCUGUCGCUGGUGCGGCUCAGCCCGGCCUCGGGGGGCGCAGGGGGAGGAGGAGGCGGCGACCCGUGCGGGGAGGGGGACCCGGUGGGCCUGGCCGCCGAGCGCAGCCGCGUCUGCUUCAACCUGGGCCGAGAGCUGUACUUCUACUCGGGCUCCGGGGGCGCACCGGGGCGGGGACGCAGGUCUAUCGACCUGAAGAAGCCCAUUGACAAGCGGAUCUAUAAGGGGACGCAGCCCACUUGCCACGACUUCAACCAGUUCACAGCUGCUUCCGAAAGCAUCUCGCUGCUGGUUGGCUUCUCGGCUGGGCAAGUGCAGUACUUGGAUCUCAUCAAGAAGGAUACUAGUAAGCUCUUCAAUGAGGAGAGGCUGAUUGACAAGACAAAGGUCACCUUUGUGAAGUGGAUCCCCGAGACGGAGAGCCUCUUCCUGGCCUCCCACGCCAGCGGCCACCUGUACCUGUACAACGUGGAGCACCCCUGCGGCUCAGCCUCGCCCCAGUACACCCUCCUCAAGCAGGGCGAGGGCUUCACGGUCUACGCCUGCAAGAGCAAGAGCGCCCGCAACCCGCUGCUGAAGUGGGCAGUGGGCGAAGGAGCGCUGAACGAGUUUGCCUUCUCGCCCGACGGCCGCUACCUGGCCUGCGUCAGCCAAGACGGCUGCCUCCGCGUCUUCCACUUCGAUUCCAUGCUCCUGCAGGGGAUGAUGAAGAGCUAUUUUGGGGGGCUGCUGUGCGUCUGCUGGAGCCCCGACGGGCGCUACAUCGUGACGGGCGGCGAGGACGACCUGGUGACGGUCUGGUCUUUUGCCGAGGGCCGGGUCAUCGCCAGGGGCCACGGCCACAAGUCGUGGGUCAACGCGGUGGCCUUUGACCCCUUCACCACCAGCACGGAGGACGACGGGAGCGGAGAGUUCAGCGGCAGCGACGAGGACAUCCAGGACUCUGCCAAUUUCUGCAGGGUGCGGACCAGCAGCACGUUGUCGCACCUCUCUAAGCACAGCACCAAAAGCACCCCCACGGUGACUUACCGGUUUGGGUCUGCCGGCCAGGACACCCAGUUCUGCCUUUGGGACCUGACGGAGGACGUCCUGUACCCCCACCACCCGCUCUCCCGGGCCCGAACGCUCACCAACACCUUCAGCGCCGGCAUCCCCCCCUCGGGGAGCGGCGGGAGCAACCUGGCCGCCGAGGCAGGUGGGGGGGCCCUGCCCCGCUCGCUGUCCCGCUCCAACAGCCUGCCGCACCCGGCCGUCACCAGCGCCGCCAAGAGCCACGUGGCCGACGGCACGGUGCCCUUCAGCAUCGGGAAAUUCGCCACGCUCACCCUGCAGGAGCGGAAGGACAAGAACGCCGAGAAGGAGCACAAGCGCUACCACAGCCUGGGCAACAUCAGCAAGAGCAACGACAAGCUCAACGUGGUGCCCCGGAGCAAGCUGGACACGGCCAAGGUCCUGGGCACGGCCCUGUGCCCCCGCAUCAACGAAGUGCCCCUCCUGGAGCCCCUUGUCUGCAAGAAGAUUGCCCACGAGCGGCUGACGGUGCUGCUCUUCCUGGAGGACUGCAUCAUCACCGCCUGCCAGGAGGGCCUCAUCUGCACGUGGGCCAGGCCAGGGAAGGCGGUGAGUGGAGCAGCCCCUUACACUGGCAGGAGGGCUCUGCUGCGCUUCAAAGCUUGGACCUUGAACGCCCAGAACGGCGGCUCUCCCAGCGGCACGGUGGUGUAA